Cryptomeria japonica (Japanese cedar) is the source of this 681-nucleotide messenger RNA. RefSeq names its product pentatricopeptide repeat-containing protein At1g14470-like. NCBI's taxonomy places the organism in Eukaryota, Viridiplantae, Streptophyta, Pinopsida, Cupressales, Cupressaceae. The record is from RefSeq and is a predicted model, not a curated record. The transcript has 3 exons. Gene Ontology annotation, molecular function: protein binding; RNA binding. Gene Ontology annotation, biological process: RNA modification. The coding region runs from base 1 to 681 and encodes 226 amino acids.
AUGCACAAGGCAGGCGAACUGUUUGAUAAAAUACCUCAAAGAAAUAUAGUUUCAUGGACUGCAAUGAUAUUAGGAUAUGUAAAAAAUGGGUUUGUUGAAAAGGCCUUACAAACUUUCAAGCAAAUGCAAGUGGUUGGUGUAAAGCCAAACUCCUCGACCUUUGCCAGCAUUCUCCAAGCCUGUGUUGAAUUUGGAGUUUUGGAACUGGGUAGUCAUCCAUCAAAACGAUAUGGAGAAAAUGGAUUUUUGCAAAAACCCUUAGAAAAUUUUCUACAAAUGCAGCUAGCAGGUGUAAAGCCAAAUUCCACAACCUUUUUCAGCCUUGUCCCAGCCUAUACCAAAAUCGGAGCUUUAGAACAGCGUAUGAACCUCCAUCAAGACAUAAUUGAAAGAGGAUUUUGGGCGGAUGUUGCAGUUGGCAAUGCCAUCUCAUGGAAUGGCAUUGUUGCAAGAUAUGCACAAAAUGUGUUUUUUGAAAAGGCCUUGGAAACAUUUAAGGAAAUGUUGUACAAAACUGAUGUGAAGGGCAUAGUCAUCAAAUCGGUUGCAUCCUCUGCAAUGUUGUCAGACAAAUUCACUCCAUUCUGUUUUACAAGUAGGGGAGAGGAGCCAGAACAUGUGCACCAUUACUUCAGGGGUCCACAUGGACCCACAGACCAACUUCGUGUGAUGUCCAUGUAG